Messenger RNA from Dimorphilus gyrociliatus, 1990 nucleotides. Lineage: Eukaryota; Metazoa; Annelida; Polychaeta; Dinophilidae. The record is from the annotation of a GenBank genome assembly.
UAUGAGUGUUUUUAUCUCAAAAGUCAAUACAAUGACGGGAAAGCUUGAGUGGCAUUUAGAAAAUGAAAAUUAUGAUUAUGACCAGGAAAUAGCUAGAUCUUCGUAUGGAGAUAUGCUUCACGACACUGAAAGAAAUGUUAAAUACGGUUUGGCGCUGGAAAAAGCUAUAAAAGAUUUGCAUUCUAAAGGAGUAAAAGCUAACGUAUUGGAUAUUGGUACUGGUACUGGUCUCCUGUCGAUGCUAGCCGCCCGGCAUGGUGCUGAUAAAGUUACAGCUUGCGAAGCUUUUGAGCCAAUGGCUGCCUGUGCCUUAAGGAUAAUAGCUAAAAAUGGGUUUUCUGAUAGAAUAAAAUUAGUUUCAAAGCGCUCCACUGAUUUAACUGUCGGUGAAGAGGGCGAUUUGGAAGAAAGAGCAAAUAUAUUGGUGACCGAAGUAUUUGAUACAGAGCUGAUAGGGGAAGGGGCCGUUGAGACUUUUCGCCAUGCACAUAAGUACCUUUUACAAUCUGAUUGCAUUGUGAUACCGAACAAAGCAAGAAUGUUCUGUCAAAUAGCAGAUUCCCAAUAUAUACAUACUUGUAAAAAUCUAGAACCAAUUGAUACUCUAAGACCUCCAAAAAAUGUUCCUAACUGCCCAGGUACAAUAUCACUCCAUGAUAUUCAACUUGAAAACUUAAAAGAUCAAUUUACACCUUUAAGUGAACCAGUUCAAGUAUUCACAUUUGACUUUAGUGGAAAAUCCGACAUUGUUGACAAUGAAAAUAAGUGUAAUAAAGUGACUAUUAAAAACGAUGGCAAAGUAAAUGGUAUGUUUAUGUGGUGGGAUACUGAAAUGUAUGAUGGAAUUUGGUUAAGUUGUGCACCUAGUUGGGCUCGUUCCGAUCGACCUCAAUGGAGGGAUCAUUGGAUGCAAGCCAUAUUCUAUACACAAAGCACUCUUAAUGUAAAAAAGAACGAAGAAGUUUUUCUCUACUCUUACCAUGAUCAAUUUUCUCUCUGGUUUGAUGUGAGAAGAGCAGGUUAUCUCAAAAUAGAACAACCGUUGUGCAAUUGUGGCUCUCAUAUGGGCUAUAGCAGACCUCGAAUUGGCCAAUUAAAUGACAAAGACUUAAAUAAUCAAUAUUUAUCAGCCCUAAAAAGUCUAAUUCAACCAAAUACAGCUUGUUUGUCCUUAUCAAAUGGUUCCCUACUACCUAUUAUGGCUGCAAACCUUGGGGCAAGAGUGGUAAAUAUAAUCGAACCUCAAAAAAUAUAUCGUAACUUCUUACAAGAAUAUGCUAACGAAAACAAUAUUGAAAACAGACUUGUGUUUUACGAAAGUAUCCAAGCUUUUAUAGAAAAUUGUACAGACACAAUAGAUGUUGUUCUCUCUGAACCAUAUUUUAUUGAGGCAUACCUCCCGUGGCAUAAUCUUUAUUAUUGGUAUGCUCUAAGUGAAUUAAGGGAGAAGCUGGGAAAAAGUCAUAAAUGCUUAAUAAAGUCGGUGAAAAUAAAAGCAAUAGCUGUCAAGUUUGACGAUUUAAUGAAACUCCGAUGGCCUGUCUAUGAAUGUGAAGGGUUUAAUUUAGAUGCUUUCGGUACUUUAAUUGAAGUCAACACAAGGAAAGUUGACAAUAAACUGGAGCCCCAUUCUGUUUGGGAAUAUCCCGCCCUUCCAGUGAGUGAUCAAUUUGAAGUUAUGGAGCUUGACUUUUGCAAAAAUAUUCAGCAAGACCUCAUAGUUGAGAAACAUGGUACAAUUUCUCCAGCUAAUCAAGAGAUUUCAAACGGUUUUGUUGUUUGGAUGGACGUCUGUUUACAUAAUAAAGAUGUUAUUUGCAACGGUCUUCUUGAUACAGUUGAAACGGGAAAGUACCUAAAGUGGAAUAGGUGGGUAAAACAAGCUGUUUAUUUUCUCGACACAACUGUGGCGUCAAAUCAAAAUUUUGAUUGGAAGGCUAAAUUUGAUGCAUCAAAGGGAACCUUCAGUUUUUUAUUAAAUAAUGAAUAA